GUUCUGUUGAGCCUUUUUUGCGUAGCGGGGGUUUUUUUUUUCAGAUAUUAAAUCUGACUCUAAUUUUUGGAAUAUUAAAACAACCAAAAGCUGAUUGAAUCCCACAAUGAACAACACCAUGGAAAACAGAGCCGGAGGCAAAAAUCAAGACGACAAGGUUGAUAUCAAGAGAAUGAGGGAAGCUCUUGCCAAACUUAAAUUCACUUUGUCUCUGCAUUACCAAAAGCUUGCCAAGCCCAAAGUCCAAUUUGUAUGUUUUUUGGGAAAAUUGGCAUAUUCACUGACUAACCCCCAUAUUGUUAUGGGUGCUAUGUUCUUGUUCUCUAGUGUGAUAAUUCCAUCAAAGUUUAGCGUUCUUGAUUUGCUUGACUCUCAAAAUAAACCAUUGCCGAAAGACGCCGGGACAUGGAUUUCCAUUCUUGUAGCCUUGGAUUUUUUUUCUGAGAUAUAUGGCCUAUUCAAGUCAGGAACAAGGCGUUUCUUCCCUAGUCAUAUCCUUUGGGUAUUGUUGAUUCAGGGAUUGAUCAAGCAUGUGGUUAUAGGGUUUGUGCUAGGAAACCAAAAUGGAUGGUUGCGUUUGCUUGUAUUUAGUUCUUAUUUAUAUCGUACUAAACAAAACAUUCGCUUUUAGCAUAGUUCUGUUUGAGACAUCAGAGGUGGCGGUCUACACAAUUGAAAUGUUUUCAAUCAUAAAUAAAGAAUCUAAGGCACCUGGAAUAUCAUCAGUGCAUCAUUUGUUAGGUUCAUUUGCAAGUAUUUCUUGACAGAAUAUUAUGUUAGUUCAUAUUAUCAAACGUCGGCUGUAAAAUACGUGAUCUUAUUGGGUUUGAUUUUCCAAAUUCUCACUUUUUCAAAACUUCAAGACAAUUUAAUCACCAUCAAGACUCUUCAAGCAUCCAUAAAGUUGCUCGUCUUGGUGAACUCCCUAUGUAUUAGAGCGCAUGCUGAUGAACGUACGGCGUGAAUAGAGACUGUUCCCUCAUGCCAAGCAAAAAAUCAUGUUUU
Metschnikowia bicuspidata var. bicuspidata NRRL YB-4993 is the source of this 1005-nucleotide messenger RNA. RefSeq lists its product as uncharacterized. The record is from RefSeq and is a predicted model, not a curated record. NCBI's taxonomy places the organism in Eukaryota, Fungi, Ascomycota, Pichiomycetes, Serinales, Metschnikowiaceae. The coding region runs from base 107 to 631 and encodes 174 amino acids. The transcript has a single exon.